ACAACAAUGGAUAUGUAUCUUUGGAAGAGAAAUGGCAUCUGUGAUACCUUGGUCAUCUUCUUCCUCUGUUCCGUUUGGCUUACCCCAAACUUGCUCAAAUACUUCAGAUAAACUUAAGCUUACUUCUCUUUCAUGCCUCUCUUCAUUUCCCACUCUCAAUAUCUCUAUCAAAUGUCCAUCUCCCACUCUCUCCAACAACGACAAGGGUUCUUUUAUUCAGGCUGCCUGGACCAGAAGAUCUCGGGGUGAACUUGCAAAGAGACCCAACAAGAAAUCAUGGAAGCAAAGGACAGAUAUGUAUAUGAGGCCAUUUUUACUUAAUGUUUUCUUUUCCAAGAGAUUUAUUCAUGCAAAAGUGAUGCACCGAGCAACAAGCAAAGUGAUAUCAGUUGCUACAACAAACUCCAAAGAACUCAGGAACACUUUGCCAUCUCUAACCGAUCAUAAUGCUUGUAGAAUCAUAGGGAAGCUAAUUGCUGAGAGAUCAAAGGAUGCUGAUGUAUAUGCAAUGUCAUACGAGCCUAGAAAAGAUGAGCGGAUUGAAGGUAAGCUUGGGAUUGUUCUUGAUACCAUUAAGGAGAAUGGUAUCAUUAUCAUAUUUGUUUAAGCAAAUUCUCGGUUCUCAAAAUGAUGUGGAGCUGUACAAUGACCACUUGAGAAAUUCUAUAACAGGAUUUAUGUGUAACCAUAUGAUUUUCAAUAUUCCAAUCCCUGUUGUGAUGUUUGUCAAAAAAGUUUCUAAAUGCCUUCUUCAGACUGCAAGGAUGCCUAAUAGUAGUCUCUAUAGAAUCUGUUAAUUUCUGAUAAAUUGCAAUACUUUGAUUUUUGUCAA
Messenger RNA from Mangifera indica (mango), 832 nucleotides. Its product is annotated as 50S ribosomal protein L18-like. The record is from RefSeq and is a predicted model, not a curated record. Gene Ontology annotation, molecular function: structural constituent of ribosome; 5S rRNA binding. Gene Ontology annotation, biological process: translation. Gene Ontology annotation, cellular component: ribosome. The coding region runs from base 32 to 607 and encodes 191 amino acids. Lineage: Eukaryota; Viridiplantae; Streptophyta; Magnoliopsida; Sapindales; Anacardiaceae. The transcript is spliced from 2 exons.